AAGGUGCAUACAGUGUUUGAUAACCAUCUGUCUGCUUGAAGAGAUAUCAGUUGGAACUCUGACAGUUUUGGACAUAAAAGAAGAGGACUGGAAUGAUUGGGCUCGAUGUGUAUCUAUAUCCUGAUGGUCUUAGGCUUGCUACACCGGAAGAUAUAGAGAGAUGGAAAUCCGAGAGGGAAAUGUAUGACCCAAAUGUGCACCUCUUUGUGGCUCUUUUCUCCUACAAUCCAGCUGUGAUGUCACCAAACACUGAAACAAUGGAGGAGGAACUGUCUUUUGAACAAGGACAGAUCAUUAAAGUGUAUGGAGAUAAAGAUGCUGAUGGCUUCUAUAGUGGAGAGUUGGGUGGUCACUUUGGUUUCGUGCCAAGUAACAUGGUAUCUGAGAUACCUGUUGAAGAUGGAGAGCUUAAACUUUAUUUGUUGCAGCAGGGGUUUUUGCCAGAGGAGACGCCCUCUAUUGAACCUAGCGAGUCUUCUAGUGUGCCAGAUAGUGCGAAGGUCCACAGGAUGGUGGCCAUCUUUGAUUAUGACCCUUGGGACAGUUCUCCAAACAUGGAUAUUGAGAAUGAGCUUUCCUUCCAUGCAGAAGACAUUAUAUAUGUUUUUGGGGAUAUGGACAGUGACGGAUUUUAUUAUGGAGAUCUACAUGGUUAUCGAGGACUUGUGCCAUCAAAUUUUUUGCAACCACUGCCUUGGAAUUAUGGGAAAUGAGUGAUCAGGUCCUGGGAUCUCACUGAAUCCAGUUCUCGCUUGUCCUUUUCUUUUUUUAUCAAGUGAAGUGUCUUGUUGCCUGUAAUAUGGCAUGACAGCUGUGUGGCCCUCCCUUAAUGCUCUACGUUUAGCUUCAUUUAAUUACAUUAAUAACAAGGGAAUUACAUUUUGAUUAACACGGGAGCUUUUGGAAGCAGCUAGUAUUUUAUUGCCUUGAAUGAUUGUAAAUGAUAUUUUAAUUAUGAUCAGUUUUUAAUUGUACAUGUCUUUUUACUACAGACUGUAUGGCUUUUAAUGAUUUCAAGCUAUUUUUGUAGCGUCUUCUGCAUUUGCAUAAUUUAUGUGUCACUUGUGUUGAUGUAACUUUUACAAGUAUACAAGCAUUCCACUCUGUGAACUUUUCACCUUAGUCUUAUUUCCUUUCAUUUAAACAUCAAUAUAUUACACAUAUGAUUUAAAAGUUGUUCAAUGUACAUUAAAGUUUCCAUGUAGAUAAUGUACUGAUUGAUUGUAAAAUAAAAUACAUUACAAUCAUUAGUUUUAUUACAAUCAGUCAUUCAGCAGAGCACAGUCACAACAGCAUAAUCACAAUCUUUAUUACAUUUUCAUACAGUAAAUGGAUUUCAUUUCAGUACAUUUCAAGAAUAUUCAGCAUCAGUCGAGGUCCACAAGAUUAUGAUUGUCCAUCGCAGCCAACAGUACACUCAUCCAUAAAGUAGGAAACACUACACUGUGUAAAAACCUUUAGUAGUGCUGUCUACUUUAUGAGUGACUGCACUGUACCUCUGAAGUUCCCGCCUCUUCUCUUUGUGCUCCAGUCGUACUUCCUCUCUCUCUCCAUGUGGUCUAAAUGUUCAUUAUACAGCAAUUUGUUCAACCAGUUUUUUUUUUAAUUUCUUUUUAUUAUUAUUAUUAAAGAAAAACAA
Molecule: messenger RNA, 1639 nt
Organism: Xyrauchen texanus (razorback sucker)
Lineage: Eukaryota; Metazoa; Chordata; Actinopteri; Cypriniformes; Catostomidae
Product: RIMS-binding protein 2-like
Exons: 5
Coding region: 93-713 (206 amino acids)
Biological process (GO): neuromuscular synaptic transmission
Molecular function (GO): protein binding
Source: RefSeq, a predicted model, not a curated record